UUAUUUAUUUAGGCGCAUUCACUCACAGCCGAGCAAAGAGAAUGAACACGCCCACGCUGCCAGCGCGUUGACCAGCUCGGUGCCGAUCCCGCACGCCAUCGUGACCGGGAAGAGGCCGCGCGAGAGCGCCAGCGGCACACCGAGCCAGGAGAGCAGGCUGACCGCCCACGCGUGGUUGGGGAAGAGGCCUCUACCGACGGGCACGAUGGGCGCGCCGAGCCGGAAGCGCGCGCCGACGUAGGCCCGCACGGCCGGCCACGCGGCGGCGGGCACGAGGGCCACGUAGUCGGUCGCGGCGAUGCCGUCCACGUAGUAGGUGCCUCCGCGCACAAAGGGGUGGUACGCGCCGCGCGCCUGCACCGCCUCGAUGCGCGUGACGGCGGCUCCUCCUCGCGGCGUCUGCAGCACGUCGCCCAGCCGCACGUCGAGCGGGUCGGCGGAGGCGCCGUUGACGAGGAGGUGGUGCAGCUUGCUGAUGGAGACCGCCUCGCCGCUCGACGUCGAGAAGCGGAGGUACGUCGCCGGCGAGUCCUCGGCGUGCAGGUAGCCGAGGAUGGGCUCGAAGCCGGUGGGCGUGCGGAUGAGGGUUCCGACGGGGGCGGUCUCGAUGGGCAGCCUCGCGCCGCCCUCCCCCUCCAGGGUCGAUCCCGCCUAUGGUGAGAGAUGGGGAGAGAGUGGCGAGAGACGGGGAGAGGAAGAGGCGCCUCCUCGGCGGCGAGUCCGCCGGGUGGCAGCCCCCCACCUCCGUCACAGGGUGUGGCUCCCAGCCCGGCACACACGGCCCGGCGCCCACUUGCGAGCAGGUGAGCGCGCACGCGGCGCCGAGGGGCGAGGCGGGGGAGAGGCCGUCAGCGAGGGGCAGCCCUUCCCAUGGGGCGGCGGCGGAGGAGGAGGAGUUUGUGGCCCUCGCGUCGAACCGGUUGUCGGCCAGCCUCCUCCGCCUCCGCCCCAGGAGAGCCUGCCGCACUCCCUGCCACACUCCAGCGAGCGGGGAGGGGGGCACGACCCCCAGCGCCGCCCCGCCGCCAUGGUCGCCGAGAGCAGCGCUCUGGAGGUCGGCCUCGAGGAGCUGGACGGCGAGAGAGAGGUUGGCGGAGCAGAGAGCAGCGCGCGGCACGGCGAGCUCGGCGGCCCAAUGCUCGAUUGCCGACUCGCCUAUG
Molecule: messenger RNA, 1160 nt
Organism: Emiliania huxleyi CCMP1516
Lineage: Eukaryota; Haptophyta; Isochrysidales; Noelaerhabdaceae
Exons: 2
Coding region: 368-547 (59 amino acids)
Source: RefSeq, a predicted model, not a curated record